Messenger RNA from Mycena citricolor, 3094 nucleotides. Lineage: Eukaryota; Fungi; Basidiomycota; Agaricomycetes; Agaricales; Mycenaceae. The record is from the annotation of a GenBank genome assembly.
CUCGUUCCUGCUCUUCAUGCCGUCGUCUCAAGGAUUCCGUGCCCAAACCACGCCCUCCGAAAAUUACUUUAGUCGACCUGCAAGCUAUCAUAUCAAACCUUAUAUGUCCGGAAAUCCCUGCCGUCUCUGUUAACGGACUCAACGUCUCGACGUUAAGGGGACAUCUUGAACUGCACGACCUACUGCUACUUAUGCACGUGUCGAGAUACCUGUACAAUUUUGUCAUGAACAAUGCGCGCAGGGGAUCUGGCUGAUCAAAGGUACAUAGGCUCCACAUGCAAACGACGCGCCGUGGAAGCGCUAACGGACGCCAUGAAACAGAUCGUCGUGCCUUUGUAUCCCGCUUCUUUCUGCGUGUUUCUGCCCUCUGGGAGAGAUGCUAGAACUUGAGGAUAGCGCCAGCGAAAAUACGAGUUGCGAGAACGGGAUCUGGACUCGGCGCUCAUGCUGUCGGCGACACUUAUAUCCUCAUCUUUAUCGCGGCUCUACUCUCUGCUAGCGAGCAAUCCGAUCCCAAUCGCAUCUUCAAGCCCAAGAACUUGAUCUUCGACCCACCUUCAAAGCCGUGUCCUUCCCAUGUCUUCCCGUUCGCGUUCUGCCUCAGCUUACUUGCUCACGGCCCACGUCAAAAUGGCACGAUACGGCUCGAAAGAAGCUUUUACAUGGAAGACGGAUAAACUGCUCCCCAAACCGAGAAAGGGCGGAACGAGGUGGACCAUCAGGCAGUUGUCGGGCUGGACGCGGGAGCGCAAGUCCUCCGUAGAGGGCAUUGUGGCCCUCUACCGCACAGAGCCCAACGCUCAGAUGUCGCUGAGUCUAUUUGGAAGAGAAGAAGUCGGUGAACCACUGUGAAGGAACCUGGAGCACUGCCUCGUCCCGGCUCAACUUUGACAAAAAGCGGUGGAGAUUAUCAACGCUGCGACUGACAGUAGAGUCACCUGGACAGCCCAUCCACUUGGAUUUCGGUUAGAUCUUAACCCAUCCUUACCAUCCGAUCCCAUUACUUGAGGUCCCAGCCACUCGAAUCUCGCGUCAAGAAGAUUAUGAGGAUGUAUGUGCGCAGCGAAUGACAGUUGCUGUGCCAAACGGUGGUGAUGAACCAAACAGCGGGAGCUGCGCUCUUAUGCGUUCAUGCACCUGACAACACACUGAUUACACCAGUGACAAAGCUGUCAUAGUGUCUACAUGAAACAUCCCGGAUUUUCGGACGUUCCAGUCUCGCCGCAAUCCCAAUAACAGUGCUGCGGAGGAGAGGCCCGACACUAUCAAAACAGAUAGUGAUAGGCAUCGAUCCGGUUCUGCCUGGAGCUCCGCCAGCGUAAGCGCGCAACUAUAAAACCGCUCAAGAGUCCCUGCGUAUCGAAUAUCAACCAAAGCAAGUCGCAUGAAGCACCUGGCUUUCCUCGCACUCUUAUCUGCACUCGCUGGGCUGACGCGUGCCGCGGUGCUGACACCCGACGUCGACGCGUACAUCGAGAACGUGCUGUCGAGCUGGAACAGUCCCGCUGGCGCCGCGGUGGCUGUCGUGCAGCUCGAUCCCCAAGGCGGGUGGAGUGUCGAGACCAAGGGCUACGGCGUAGCGCAGGCCAAUGGAAGCAAAGUGACCCCAGAAACAGUCUUCUCUAUUGGUUCGAAUUCCAAGCUUUUCGAUAUCCUCGCCACUGGACUGCUGAUCAGCAACACCAGCCUCGAGCCGCAGAUCAGCUGGAACACGAAAAUCGCGUCCAUCCUUCCGGGUUGGGAACUGGCUGAUCCGGUGGCCACUGCUCAGAGCACGAUCACGGACCUGAUGAGCCACCGCACCGGGAUGCCGCGACACGACUUUGCGUACAGCCGCACCGACGAUGUGCCCACUCUGAUUUCACGCAUGAAAUACCUGAAACCGUCGACAGGCUUCCGCGAGAAUCCGCAGUACUCGAAUCUCAUCGCACAUCAUCGAUCCGCUCGGGAUGAACGCGACGACGUACUCGACCGCGGAUGCCUUUGCGUCGGGAAAUUUGCGGAUGGAUUCACCCGGGUCGAUAUAAACGUCACCGACGAUCCGCUGGGUCGUGGAACAGUCUAUCCGUUGCCGUUCCCAUUGGAGUCGAGUGCUCAGGGAUCCGCAUUGUCGGGUCCUGGUGGUAUUCUGAGCAAUGCUAUUGACAUGGCGACCUGGCUCCAAAUGCUGUUGUUGAACGGAAAGCAUCCCAUCACCGGGGAGAUAGUGGUCCCUGCCAGCGCGAUUCAAACCGUUGCCACUGGUAUCUCCGUUUGGGAGGGAAAUGCGCAAUUCCCUGAAGUGACGGCUCAGGUCUACGGUGGUGCCCAAGCGCAGUACGGAUACCGAGGACACGUGAUUAUCGAGGUGAGUCACUUCAACUCAGAAGCUUCAGAUCCCAACCUUUCCAUCAGCACGGAGGAGAUUUCGUCGGUCAGAUUCCAUGCUCAAGUCUCUAGAUUCCCCAACGAAGGCCUCGGAAUCGCGGUCCUCACUAACGACGACGUUUUUGGAACAUACAUGAAAGAGGUGAUCAAGUAUCGAAUCAUCGACGAGGCUCUCGGACUCGAGUCCAUCGACUGGAACACGCGAUACCGCAGUAUCGUCUCCGGCGCGCGUCUAUCCGCCCCCCAAGCUCUCCCGCCUCCCGCCAACGCUACGCUUCCGCUCCCGCUGACCAAGUUCGCAGCUCAAAACUACAGCAAUCCAGGGUACGGGCCGGACAUCGAGCUGUGCGCUGUGUCCCAGCCCGCAUCGCCGACUUGCUCGUCCCUGGUGUCGGCGAUCAACGCUACCUUCCCCGAGCAGCUGGCUGGCGCUGACCUCGUGUGGCGGUGGGACCGACUGUCUGCGACGUAUGCCGCGCUGACGCACUACGACGGGCCGGUGUUCAACGUCUCUGGCUGGGUUCCUCUGCAAACUCGGAACGUGUCGGUGCCGACGAUCGCGUACGACUCGGGCCUGGAGGGCGUCAUUGCGCAGUUUGAUAUCCACGAGGGUCGUGUUCGAGGCUUCGGAUUUGUCGGUGGGUUGUGGGGAUCGGGGACGCUCGAGGGGGAGCCGAGCGGCAAGACCGCGGAAGAGCGGUCUGAGGUGUGGUAUUCGGCUGUGUGA